UCAAGUGUGCAAGUGUGUAUCUUCUGCUGGUGUCAAGUGUUUGAGUGUGAUGGCUUCCACGAACACCAGCGCAGCGAAUGUCUCAGACGCCGGUUAUUUCGGCUGUCAGGAGGACCAAUCAUGUUUGGAACAAGUUGUGAUUAUUCUGGCUGUAGUAUCGGCAUUCUACAUGCUGAUGAUCAUGUUUCUUCAUCAAAUGAUGUACUUGGGCAUGCUUCCUCCAAGGCUGGCCCGGGUUCUCUGCCCUUGUCGACCUAUCGCUCCUAGAGGAAGUACCAUGAUAGCAUCCACCGAGAGUGACCUCACCUCGGUCAACUCACUGGCCACCAUGGAUAACGAGGUCAACCUGCAAAGAGAAGAGAGUCUGAGAAGAGUGAGAAUGUUGAAAAGACCUCUGCCUCCGACACCGGACGAAUACGAGGAAAUCGGAGGUGUUGAUGUAACGAAGAAGAGGAAGAUUUCAAGUCAGUCUACUGCAACGUACUGCGACAUAGAUGAGUAUGGUGGUUUCACAACGGCUCCUAUUGCUACAUCAGGUGGAGUUGAGGCCAAACCAAUCGUCGAUGCCUUCAUUUCUACUUAAAUUACAUUAUUUUGGUUGAUCCAAACAAUAUAUCUCACAGUGUUUACAAUAUAUCACUUUCUAAAAUUACAAAUUACCAUUGCCAAUGUUAGCUUUUAGUUCUGUGACUAAAAAACUGACAUGA
Molecule: messenger RNA, 707 nt
Organism: Macrosteles quadrilineatus (aster leafhopper)
Lineage: Eukaryota; Metazoa; Arthropoda; Insecta; Hemiptera; Cicadellidae
Exons: 4
Coding region: 50-583 (177 amino acids)
Source: RefSeq, a predicted model, not a curated record